AUGUCAACCGGGAAGAUACAAAUCCAAGAGAAUCUGUACCUCGUAGAGUCUGAAUUAGGAUGGAUCCUCUCUGGAAAACCAGAUAGCUACCAUGACAGGAAUGAUGAUCUCUCCGUCCUCACCUAUUAUCAAGCAUCGUGGGAAAAUAGACUUAAUGAACCUGAUCCACCCUUAGAUACAGGAAAUGUCAAAUCUUUGUGGGAAUUAGAGUCAAUUGGCAUUACAGAUUCUCCGAAGGUCAACCGAGAUGAGGAAGCAAUCAAGCACUUCAAUGAGAAUACGAUAUUCAAGGAUAACAGAUACUUUGUCAGCUGGCCUUGGAAUGAAUACCCCCCAGAUCUACAGUCGAACAUAGGACUUGCACAUGGCCGACUCGUCAGUCUACUCAAACGAAUAGAUACAGAGGCCUUGCGGAUCUACGAUCAGACCUUACAAGAACAGUUUAAAACAGGUAUUAUAGAAAUUAUCGAAGACGAAGGGACUACAGAUCAUCCCAUACAUUACCUAAGCCAUCAUGGAGUGUCGGCGCCCGGGAAAAAGCUUAGAAUUGUCUAUGAUGCGUCAGCAAAGACAAAGGACAGUAAAAGCCUUAACGAAUGUAUGUACUGCGGCCCAAUGAUGUUGGAAGAUCUAACAGGCUUGUUAAUAAAGUUUAGAUGUCACAAAAUUGGAAUAACGGCUGAUGUAGAAAAGGCUUUUCUACAGAUAGGCUUACACAACAAAGACAGAGACGUCACAAGAUUCCUGUGGUUGAAGGAUGUGUCUAAACCAGCUGUAAAGGAGAAUCUUGUACAUUACAGAUUCACACGUGUACCCUUUGGCAUAAUAUCCAGUCCAUUUUUGUUGAAUGCUACCAUCAAACAUCACUUAUCUAGAACCAAUGAUGGACGUUUAAAGAGUCUAGCCAGCGACAUCUAUGUGGAUAAUGUCUUGACAGGAACAAACAGCAUCGAAGAAGCGAUGAGUCUGUAUAGAGACAGUAAAAUGAUCUUCUUCUUCCUCGCGUUAUCCCGGCAUUUUGCCACGGCUCAUGGGAGCCUGGGGUCCGCUUGA
Molecule: messenger RNA, 1053 nt
Organism: Cydia splendana
Lineage: Eukaryota; Metazoa; Arthropoda; Insecta; Lepidoptera; Tortricidae
Exons: 1
Coding region: 1-1053 (350 amino acids)
Source: RefSeq, a predicted model, not a curated record